Molecule: messenger RNA, 2298 nt
Organism: Pocillopora damicornis (cauliflower coral)
Lineage: Eukaryota; Metazoa; Cnidaria; Anthozoa; Scleractinia; Pocilloporidae
Source: RefSeq, a predicted model, not a curated record
AGAAAACCGUUUCAUUGAAUUUUACGCGUUUUUCCGAUCGGAAAGCUUUGCAGCUAUCAGGAAUAUACACCAUGGUAUUUUUUUUAUGUAAGUUCGAAAAAUGAGGUAGAAAAGCUGUUUCUAACAAGGGUUUUCUUUAAAUAUUUAAUGAUCUUUCAUUCUGUGCAGAGUGGUUUGGUGGGCGUGCCUGUGACCUGUUGUUUAUCAGUCCCUACUACUGCUAAUGGAAAAUUUCGAAGUAAAACGUACUUGACGAUGAGGCAAUAUUUGCACCAUAUCAUCCUGUCUAAGUCUAUCAGUAAUUUAGUCUCUUUAAAAGUUUCUUUUCAGUUUUAGGAGCCAAAAUGAUUUUAAAAAACCGCGAGAAACUGUCAUUGGGUUAAGAGGAGGUAUCGUAUAAUGUUAUAUACCACAUUAGUGAAUAGUGCUUUUCGCAUGCGCUUAUUGGCUAGCCUGGGGGGAUAUGGGGAACGCUAUUUACCUCCAAGCAGCCGGAGUGAAUGAAAGUGGCUUCUCUUUCCGCUUUGGUCUCUACUGCGAAUUGUUUUUCAACAUAUGUGGAGACUAUACCCAAGGAAACAAAAGCGGCAACAAGCAUUUGAUGGUGGUCUAUGCAUUAAACUGGUAUCAGAGUGAGUUUGAUGGAUACCAAUACCAGCGACGGCAACGACUCUUUCGAUUGGUCUCGGAUCAAUUUUACUAAAGCCGAAAGUUUUUCUUGGUUUGUUGUCAUCGUAGCAGAAUUAUUGGUUACAUUUAUCCUUAAUUUGAUCACCAUUAUUGUAUUUGCGAAGCAGCGCCAACUACAGCGCAGGAGCACAUAUCUGAUCAUCCAUCUGGCCAUAGUUGAUCUCUUGGUCGGAGCAGUCUCUGGGCCUCUGUGUUUGACUCCUCCAUUAACAAACGUUUCCUUAGAAUAUCUUCGAAGUAUACUGGGCAGGUUGUUUCCUAUAGCAUCUGCAACUACACUUACUGCAAUUUCUCUGGAGAGACUGCAUGUUACAUUUUGUCCAUUUCGACAUCUCACCGUCAAAAAGCGUGCUUACGUCGAAACAAUCUUUGUUAUUUGGGUGAUAUCCAUCUCCUUGGAAAUAAUUCAAACUUUUGCGAUGCAAAGAAAUCUGUUUUCUAUCACUGCAAUCGUGUAUUUCUCUUAUUUUUCAAGUGUCAUUAUAAUUAUUUCAGUCUCGUAUUUUUCGAUAUGUAUAAAAGUUCGACGUAGUCGGCAUCUUCAACACGAGUCUAUGGCCAUCAGAAACAGAGAAAAGAGACUCACAACUUCCUUAAUCAUUGUUACAUUUGCAUCUCUACUGACUUUGUCACCAGUUUUCAUCUACGUAACUAUACAGAUCGUCUUCAGUGUACCUGAGUUAAGUCCUACCAAAGCAUCAGGCAUUCGGUUUUUUCUCGCAGGAGUUCUAUCCUUGGGCUUAAACUCGUCAAUAAAUCCAUUAAUUUACUCCAUAACGAAUUCAGAGUUCCGAACAGGCCUUGCACGGAUAUGCUGCAGGCUUCACCGACGCCAUCCAAUCCAUGCCAUUCCUGCAGUGAGCCCGGGCAGUUUUCGUCUUCGAGAGUUUCGCCGGCCAUAAUUAAUCUUCCCUGACAGUCAUCGAAGUUUAGCAAGCGGCCAUUUUGGUCGUAGAAGCAGCCGAAACGCAAGUUGAUGAAUUUUACUUCAGUGCAGAACUUAAUUUUGUCUGCCUUAUUUGGCGUGUUCUUUUCAUUCUUUUCAAGUUUGUUCUUCGUCGUGGUUGAAAUUAUUUUAUCAAACGUGACAAGAAAAAGUGUUCUCUCACAACUGAUUGAGAUCAGUCAGAGGCUUGGUUCAUCAAGCAUCGCCUCUUCUUCUCAAUCAAAGAGUCGAUUUUAGCAUCCGAAAUCGUUAAUUUUGGAAUCAUCCUUUUUUUACGGCGGAAAGGGGAUGGGCAAUGGUAAUAUGAGUAACAUCAAAAGAGCAUCGAUAUCACGUAAAGUUAUUUGUAUCACAAAUUGGCAAAGAUGGCAGUGAAGAGGUGCAAGUAACACUUGACCAUCGCCCAUUUUCCCAAGGACUGAAUUGAGAAUUCUUGGCUGCUUGUUAAAAAAGAGUAUAAGAUUGGUUUGAUCAAAAGAAAAAAAUAAAACAUUAGGCAAACAGAUGGUAUAUACUAAAUAAAACGAUGUUGGUUAUAAUAUUAACUUAUUACAAGAGAGGACUUUAUCCUCUCUUGCUAAUCAUUAAUAGGAACGCUUUUUUCUAGAUAAAUUGCUGUCAAUGAGGUAAUUAGUGCUUAAUUAAAACUCCUGUUGAAUGUG